Solea solea (common sole) is the source of this 2299-nucleotide messenger RNA. It is a transcript of the gene stard10, whose product is annotated as StAR-related lipid transfer (START) domain containing 10. The record is from RefSeq and is a predicted model, not a curated record. Lineage: Eukaryota; Metazoa; Chordata; Actinopteri; Pleuronectiformes; Soleidae. Gene Ontology annotation, molecular function: lipid binding. The coding region runs from base 680 to 1468 and encodes 262 amino acids. The transcript has 6 exons.
CUUCCUCCUCCACCUCCACCUGCCACAGCAGAGACGCAGCGAUGGAGAGACGCUUCUAUUCUUUAUAAGCCCACGAAAAAGAGGAAGAAGAAGGAGAAGAGAGCGAGAGAGAGAGAGAAAGAAAGAAAGAAGACCGAACAACAGCUCAGAGACAGCGCGCGAGAGAGGCGGAAACGUGGUUUGUCAGAGAAGCAGCUGUUGGUGUAAACUGCUCAAACUUAUUCCACUGCCGGUAUAAACUGCCUUAAAGGCACAUUUCACCCAUUCGUUUUUCUUCAAUUUGGACAUUUCGUUGUCUGAUUUUCGUGCGCUCUCACCUGUGCGGGUUUGCGCUCGCUCACACCUAGGUGUUCGCGUGUUUAAAUUGUGCGGAGCUUGGUUGCGGUGGGCUGUUGUUGGAGGAGGAGGAGGCGCGCACGCACGCUCGCACCUACUCACGCGCACACAGACCAUCACAAGACGCGGUGCGGCUUCUUCCAAGGAGGAAAUUGAAUUAGACGCGUUCAUCCCGCAGAAGAAGAAGGAGAAGAGAAGGUGGAGCACGGCUCUCUCAGGCUGCACUCUGCUUCCACGGAUCAAAGUACGUUUCCUCGGGGCCCAGCAGGAGUCUCUUCAUACCCCUCCACUCCCCGCUCCCCUCUGUCCUCCUCCCACUUUCACCCCCCAGUAACAGUAAGCCAUGUCUGGACACACGGUGACCAUCCCGGACGACCGGGCGUUCGCCAGCUUCAAGGCCGAGUGUCUCUACGAGGAAGGCUGGAGCAUGAGCUGCAACAAGGGGGGCAUCACGGUGUGGACCCAGGGUCUGGAAGAAGGGAAGUCCGUCCACAAAAUCAAGUGUCGGAUGGUGAGCAAGGACGUGUCAGCCGAGACCAUGUACGAUGUGCUCCAUGACAUCGAAUACAGAAGGAAAUGGGACAAAAAUGUUAUCGAGACCUUCGAUAUAGGCAAACUCACAGUCAACGCGGAUGUUGGUUAUUACUCAUGGAAGUGUCCACAGCCUCUUCGGGACCGUGACGUCAUCACACUUCGCUCCUGGCUGCCAAUAGGGAAAGAUUAUAUUAUCAUGAACUACUCUGUUAAACAUGCAAAAUACCCACCGAAAAAGGGGUUAGUGCGAGCUGUGUCCAUUCAGACCGGCUACAUGAUACAGACCCAAGGACCCAACCAUUGUACCCUCACCUACAUGGCCCACAUAGAUCCACGAGGUUCAUUACCCAAGUGGGUUGUCAACAAAUCUUCUCACUUAUUUGCUCCCAGUGCAAUGAAGAGGAUCAACAAAGCCUGUUUGAAGUAUUCUGAGUGGAAGCAGAGACACAACCCCAACUUCAAACCAUGGCUCUACCCAGAGCAGACUACACUUCCCAGCAUCCCACUCUCUGAGCUCAGCAUCCAGCGUGCGGAGAGUCUGGAGAAUAUCGAUGAGAGCUCUCUGGCUGAGGCCCAGGAGAGAGAAGACAGCGACUAAUGUGCACACACACACACACCCACACACACACACACACACACACACACACACACACACACACACUGGCAUGAAUACAUGACUAUGUAUGUGUGUGUACAUGCGCGUAGACAUUGGUUACAUACUGUACAUACAUUUGCACAUGCAGACGUGUAUAUAGUAUGUAUGUAUUUUCACCAGUCAACUCAUACUUCACCAUCUUAAUCCCAAACAUUUAUAACACGCGCAAUCAUGCAAUUCAGAUCCACCCAUUCACAUGGGGACUCGUGAAUAUCAGUGGACUACUUGUAUUUACAUAUCAGUACAUUAGUAUUAAACAUGUCGGUCAAGAUUUUCUAAUGUGGACCUAUGCAGACCAUCACAGCAAAAUAUGUUUUCCGCCAAGAUUCAUUGAUGAAAUGCCCUGUUGUCGUUCACAAUAUGAACAGGAGAAUCAAGAAUUAUACAUUCCUCGUGGCGAAACAGUGGUGCAGCCCUGAUAUCGUAAUAUAAGAACAUACCUGUAUGUAGACAUAUCGACACACACCUUUUAUUCACGCUGCGUUUACGCACUCGCGCACACGCGCAGAGUUUAUGUCCAUGUUGUCUCUCGUCACAUUAUGUCUCUCCAUUACAUUUUGUCACUGCAUAAUUAAUAUGCAGGUGUACAGAAGGCAGCUGGAACACCAAAACUUCACCUGAAACCCCCCCCCCACACACACACACACACACACUUACACUUACACUUAACACACACACUCACAUGUACUGUCUGCUCCUCUAUUUGAGAGAUGUAUGAAUGUAUGUAGAGUUUAAAAAUUAAAUACAAAUUCCUACAAAGGUUUUCAAAUUUCA